AUGCCCGCCCAGGAGUCCAAGCCCGUCGACCCCGCGACCCACGAGGCCGACGAGGCUCUCGAGACCAUCGCCGACGCCAAGGCCAAGCAGCCCGAGGUCGAGUCGGACGACGACGACGACGCUGCCGAAGACGAGACCCCCGCGGCCGAGGCCGGCGCCAGCGCGAGCGCGAGCAAGAAGAAGAAGAAAUCGAAGCGCAAGAAGAUCAAGGAUGCCCUCACCGGGAACAAGUCUUCGUCCGCCGACCCCGAGCAGGACAUCAAGAAGGCCAUCGGCGGUCUGACCCCGCAGCAGGUCCAGGAGCUCAUGUCUCUGAACCCUGCGCUCGCUCAGGAGCUCGGCUCGGCUGCCGGUGCCGGGUCGACGCCCGAGCAGCAGGCUGCCGCGCUGCAAAAGCUCAACCUGCAGGACAUCAUGACGGGUCUGGCGUCGAGCGGCAAGAACGUCAAGGACAUGGCCAGCUACAAGUUCUGGGGCGCCCAGCCCGUGCCCAGGGCGUGGAUGGCGACCGGCUGGCGCAAGGAGUGGCACGUUGGUGUCCGCGCGUCGCAGUCCCGCAAGCUCGUCGCUUUCAUCUCCGCCAUCCCCGUCAACCUGCGCGUGCGCAACAACAACAUUCUCUGCUCCGAGGUCAACUUUAUCUGCGUGCACAAGAAGCUCCGCGGCAAGCGUCUCGCGCCCGUCCUCAUCAAGGAGAUCACGAGGCGCAGCAACGAGCGCGAGAUCUGGCAGGGCCUCUACACGGCCGGCGUCGUGCUGCCGACCCCCGUCAGCACGUGCCGCUACUACCACCGCGCGAUCAACUGGCAGAAGCUGUAUGAGGUCGGCUUCAGCCCCCUGCCGCCCAACAGCAAGCCGCAGUACCAGGUCCGCAAGUACCAGCUCCCCGACCACACUUCUACCAAGGGCUUGCGGGAGAUCCAGGAGAAGGACGUCGACGCCGCGCUUGACCUGUUGAAGCGGUACAUGGGACGCUACGACCUGUGGCCCGAGUUUGAUCGCGAGGAGUUUGUCCACUGGUUCAUCCCCAAGAAGGAAGCGGCCAAGGAGCAGGUCAUCUGGACCUACGUCGUCGAGGACGAGAACAAGGAGAUCACCGACAUCUUCUCCUUCUACUGCCUCGAGUCGUCCGUCAUCGGCAACACCAAGCACCAGAACGUCCGCGCCGCCUACAUGUUCUACUACGCCAGCAAGGUCGGCCUCGCCGAGCCCUUUGACAAGAACGCCCUCAAGGUGCGCCUCAACUCGCUCGCCGCCGACGCUCUCGUCCUCGCCAAGAGGUUCAAGUUUGACGUCUUCAACGCCCUGUCCAUCAUGGACAACGGUCUCUUCCUCGAGCAGCAAAAGUUUGGCCCCGGCGACGGACAGCUCCACUUCUACCUCUUCAACUACCGCGCCAACCCCAUCAAGGGCGGCGUCGACGCCAGGAACCGUCUCGACGAGGAUGACCUCAGCGGUAUCGGUCUGGCAAUGCUGUAG
Messenger RNA from Verticillium dahliae VdLs.17, 1479 nucleotides. Its product is annotated as glycylpeptide N-tetradecanoyltransferase. NCBI's taxonomy places the organism in Eukaryota, Fungi, Ascomycota, Sordariomycetes, Glomerellales, Plectosphaerellaceae. Gene Ontology annotation, biological process: N-terminal peptidyl-glycine N-myristoylation. Gene Ontology annotation, molecular function: glycylpeptide N-tetradecanoyltransferase activity. The record is from RefSeq and is a predicted model, not a curated record. The transcript is spliced from 3 exons. Gene Ontology annotation, cellular component: cytoplasm. The coding region runs from base 1 to 1479 and encodes 492 amino acids.